UUGUUGGAUUCUGCGCUUGUCUGGCUUGGUUUGAGAAAGUUAUUACUUACUCGAAUUUGGGUGCAUAAUUUAGGGUGAAUAUUUAUCAGUGGAGUCGUAACUUUAGCAGAGAGGGCUUGUGCUCUGUAUAGAACCCAAUUGGGUUCACACACCACAACCCACCACCCCCCCCCGUCUUAGUGGGAUGAAUCACAAUCCUGAAUUGAGGGCAAUUGUAGGAUUUUGAUUGUUUGGUUUUUAAAAUUGUUUGCGAGAAUCAUGAUUCUCUAUUGAUAGUAUGAGAUUCUGAUGAGUGGAAUUUCCGCUGUUUUGAAAUCUUAACAAUAUUCGAUUCGACAAGUGUAAAGUUCAGUUUUUUUUUUUACGUUUCUUGAACGUGUGAAUUGGGUUUGUAUUCAUUCAUCUAUUCAUUAUGUGAGACAUCAAUGCAAGUCUUUUCUGCGGCGUGCUAUUUUUGGUUUUUGGUAUUGUUAUCUCCUGUUUGCGUUUAAUUUCACCAGGCUGGGUUGCGCACUCUAUUAUGGAAAACUUUCGAUUACUUGCUCAUUGACUGUAUUGUGUUUGUCAUAAUAAAUGGAUAAACAAGCAUGCAUAAGCUAUGUCUUGAGACAAAUUUUAGUGAUUACUGAUUUUUCCUCAACGUAACAAUAAAACACUAAACAUAAUGUAUUCGGCUAAAGCAAAGUUUGAGCUUAUCAUAAAAGCAUGGUUUCAAUGAAGGUCAUCUUGCUGAGUUUAAAAGUUCUAUAGAGGUUACACGCUUUAGCUACUGAAGGUUCUGGAGAUGGAAGAGGAGGGUCACAAGGUUUCCCUGAAUGUGUAUGACUUAAGCCAAGGAAUGGUUCGUCAGCUCUCCACUGCAUUUUUGGGAAGAGCUAUUGAAGGGAUAUGGCACACAGGAGUAGUAGUUUACGGCAAUGAAUACUAUUUUGGGGGUGGUGUACAGCAUUCUCUUGCUGGAAAAACGCCCUACGGAACCCCAAUCAGAGUUGUAAAUCUUGGUGUCACACAUGUGCCCAAGGAUGUUUUCGAAAUGUAUUUGCAGGAGAUUAGCCCCCGUUACAGUGCUGGAACUUACAAUUUGCUCUCUCAUAAUUGCAACAAUUUCAGCAACGAGGUUGCUCAAUUUUUGGUGGGAGCAACUAUUCCAGACUUUAUCUUGAACCUCCCUAAUGAAAUUAUGAGCAGUCCAAUGGGUGCUGUUAUAUUGCCUAUGAUACAGCAACUGGAGACAACAAUGAGAUCAGGUGCCGUACCCCAUGCCCCGCAGUUCCUGCCACCUACACAAGUCCAGACAUCCCAGCCAACAGUUACCACCAAAAAAUCCGCGGCUAGUAGUGGAUAUAAGUCAUCCACAACACAAGCAGAGGCCAAGGAGGGUAAAGGCAAAGUGAAAUCUGAAGACCAAGGCAACGUGGUGCCACCGGCCAUCAAACCUUCUGGAGCACAGGAGUCGUCACCCAUCAAUAGGGUUGAAGGACGUCUUGGGGAUGCCCGAAGCAAGGUGCAAGAGGAGAUCAGCAAAGAAUUUGCUGCAAUUAUGGCAACUGGGACUUUACGUGCUAGUGAGGCUGCAGCGCUUGCCACCCGAAGGGUGAUGCAAAGAUAUACGCGUACAAAUGUUGCACAGAGCUAAAGUUUGGAGGGAUUUCGUUUACUCAAGAGUAGCUCAACUGUGACAUUUAUAUUGUUGGUUUUCAUGACCCCUGGAAAUUAUUGAGAUAAAUUUAUACGAGUGCAACUGUCUCUGGCCUGAUUGGCAUCAAUCCAUACUAUGAGAUUAACUUUAUCCCUUUGCCACCCUACUUAUGUUGAAGAACGCUGAUAUUCGAUCUUCUUGCAUUGUUAUUUCAGAAAGAAAGGCAUACUUAUUCAAGUUA
This is a messenger RNA of Rhododendron vialii, 1880 nucleotides long. RefSeq lists its product as uncharacterized. Gene Ontology annotation, molecular function: peptidase activity. The transcript has 5 exons. NCBI's taxonomy places the organism in Eukaryota, Viridiplantae, Streptophyta, Magnoliopsida, Ericales, Ericaceae. The record is from RefSeq and is a predicted model, not a curated record. Gene Ontology annotation, biological process: protein modification by small protein removal. The coding region runs from base 785 to 1636 and encodes 283 amino acids.